Penicillium salamii is the source of this 1476-nucleotide messenger RNA. NCBI's taxonomy places the organism in Eukaryota, Fungi, Ascomycota, Eurotiomycetes, Eurotiales, Aspergillaceae. The record is from the annotation of a GenBank genome assembly.
AUGCAAGGCCAGACAUCCUACGGCGAUCCAUUCUCAACCUCAGGAGCCCACGCACCCAGCGGUGCCGUUCGACCUAGUACUGUGGCAGAGGUCCAGGAUGUCGUGAAGAUUGCCAAUAAGCACAAGGUGUGUUUAUGGACAGUGUCACGAGGAAAGAACCUGGGAUAUGGUGGAUCAAGUUCUGUCGCCCAAGGAUGCGUGGUCUUAGAUCUGCACCGAAUGAACAAGAUCGUCGAAGUGAAUGAAGAGUAUGGAUACGCCAUCGUCGAGCCGGGCGUAUCACUUUUCGACCUUUACGAGGAGAUCCAACGACGGGGCCUUCACCUGUGGCCAUCGGUCCCGGCCAUUGGAUGGGGUUCUGUCUUGGGAAAUACCAUGGACCGAGGCUUUGGAUAUACCCCCAAUGGAGAGCAUUCGCAGUCGCAGUGCGGUAUGGAAGUCGUGCUGCCAAAGGGUGAAUUGCUUCGAACGGGUAUGGGAGCGAUGAAGGAUAAUAAAACAUUUGCGCUAUACAAGGGAGGCUUUGGCCCAACCCUCGACGGACUGUUUUACCAAUCCAACCUCGGUGUUGUGACCAAGAUUGGCAUCCAUAUCACGCCCGCCCCCGAGGCCUACGCCACCCUCGAAGUCAGCGUUCCCAAAGAAGCAGACCUCGUCCCUCUAAUUGGGACUCUAUCAGACCUGAUGCGCCGGUCCAUCAUUCUCAACUCACCAUCCAUCGCCAACAUCUUCCGCAUCGCGCUGACCUCCCAAAUCCCCGAGGUCCACACCAAACUGGCCCAGUACAUGAAGCCCAACUCACACGUCCCGUACAACGUACUAGAAGAAAUCCGCGCAGAACACAACUGGGGCUUCUGGAAAGCCUAUUUCUCUCUAUACGGCUCCAUCGAAAUGCUCCCAGCACUGAUUCAAACCGUGCACCGCGCAUUCUCCAGCAUCCCAGGCGUGAACAUCGAAUCACGCCAAUUCCCCGGUUCCCCAGGCCAAGCCAUCACAGCAGCAGAAAUCCACGAGGAAGAGAUUCCACACAGUGGAAUCCCCACACUUGCUCCGUUUAACAAUCUCAAUACCCGAUCUGGGAAAGGUGCACACGUCGAUUUCUCCCCCAUCAUCCCUCCCUCCGGACGCGAGUUGUACCAAUGGUACCUGACCGCGAAGCAACGCACCAUGGAUGCGAAUUUCGACUUCUUCGCGGAUUUCCACGUUUACCCCCGCUACGUCGUCGGUAUCGAGUUGGUUAUUUUCACGCUGCAGGAGGAGGCGCGCGUCCUUGACUUGUGCAGGAAUUUGAUGCAUGAUGGUGCGGAGCUGGGGUAUAUGGAGUAUCGUUCCCAUGUGCGCUUCAUGGACCAGAUUGCGGAUAAGUUGGAUUUCAAUGAUUCUGCGUUUCAGAAGUUUACGGGACGCUUGAAGGAUAUGCUGGAUCCUAAUGGGGUGCUUUCUCCGGGGAAGUCGGGUAUUUGGAAUAUUCAUUGA